AGAUAUUUUGUUGAUUUAAAUUUAUUUAGAUUCUGCUUUUUGAAAUAUAUUUACAGAAUUGAAGAAGCUGAUAUAUCGGAGCGAAGUGCAAAUGAAGAAAAUGGAGAUAUUUCAGAAGCAGACCAACCACAAAUUAAACAUAGUCGACAUAAAAAAAAGAAACACAAACAUCGAGGCAAACAUAAGAAACACAAACAUUCUUCAGAAGAAGAUAAGGACAAAAAGCAUAAACAUAGGCACAAACAUAAGAAACAUAAACGAAAGGAGGUGGCUGAUAUCUCUGAUAAAGAAGAUGGGCCCGCAAAAAGAACUAAAAUUGACUUCUUAGCUCCUCUAGAAGAUUUAGAGAAACAAAGAGCAUUACUAAAAGCUGAACUUGAAAAUGAGCUAAUGGAAGGAAAGGUUCAAUCUGGAAUGGGAUUAAUAUUACAAGGAUAUGAGUCAGGUUCAGAAGAAGAAGGAGAAAUCAAUGAUAAGGGGAGAAAUGGAACCAGAUCUGCAAAUAAAUCGUCAAAUGUUAAGGGAAAGCUUGAGAUUGUAGACAAUAAAAGUUCAAAGAAACGCAGUAAGAGCAGAUCAAAAGAACGGACUCGGCACAGGGCUGAUAAAAAGAAAAGCAAGUCAGGAGUUGAUGGUAUAAAAGAGAAAGUUACUAGAAGUAAAUCCAAAGAAAGAAAAAAAUCUAAAAGCCCAUCUAAAAGAACAAAGUCUCAAGAUCAAAUAGGAAAGUCAAAAUCUCCAACCCUUAAAGGGCGCUCUCAAGAAAAAAAUAGGAAGUCACGGUCUCCUCCUGAAGAUAAAACUAAAGCAGAAGAUAAGAUCAAAUCAAGAGAUCGUAAAAAAUCUCCGGUUAUUAAUGAAAAUAAAAUUAGAGAUCGUAGCAAAAGAUCCAGAUCUCCCAUAGAACAAAGAAGCAAAUCCAAAGAUAGACAAUCAAGAUCGAAAGAUCGAAAAUCCAGGAGAUCUGAGACCGAAAAAGAAAAGAAGCUCAUCAAAUCACCUUCAAAAGAUAUGUCAUCAGGGAAAGAAAACCGGUCUCCCAGUAAAAGACCUGGUCGUAGUCCUAAAGGAAGAAGUUUAUCCCCAAAACUACGAGAUAAACUAAGACGCAGCAGAUCACCCCUGCUUAAUGAUCGCAGAUCUAAACAGAGUAAAUCACCAUCUCGCAAUCGAUCUCCUGGUAGGAGAGCAAAGAGCAGAUCAGCAGAUAGAAAAAGAAGAGAAUCAGAAAGGAGACGUUUUUCUUCUCCCAGAACACGAACUAGAGAUGACAUCCUCUCAAGAAGGGAGCGAUCAAAAGAUGCCAGUCCACCUAGAUGGUCUCCUUCAAGAAGAAGAUCCAGGUCCCCAAUUCGACGAAGAUCUCGCUCUCUACUUCGACAUAGCCGAUCUCCAAGAAGGAGAAGUAGAUCUCCUCGGAGGAGAGACAGGGGUAGGCGUAGUAGAUCUCGUUUGAGAAGGCGAUCCAGAUCACGAGGUGGCCGUAGACGACGGAGCAGGAGCAAAAUAGAAGAUAAAUUUAAGGGAAGCCUUUCCGAAGGAAUGAAGAUUGAGCAAGAAUCUUCAUCUGAUGAAAACCUUGAAGACUUCGAUGUUGAAGAAGAAGAUGAGGAAGCUCUAAUUGAGCAAAGAAGAUUACAGAGGCAAGCAAUUGUGCAGAAAUAUAAGUACUUAACAGAGGAUAGUAACAUGUCAGCGCCAUCUGAACCAAGCAGCCCUCAAAGCAGCACUCGCAGUCGUUCCAACUCACCAGAAGGCAUUCUUGAACGAGUCGCAGCUGAUGUUAAAGAGUAUGAACGAGAAAAUGUGGACACUUUUGAAGCCUCAGUGAAAGCAAAACACAACCUCAUGGCAGUUGAACAGAAUAAUGGUUCAUCUCAGAAGAAAAUCACAGCUCCUGAUAUGUUUACAGAAUCAGAUGAUAUGUUUGCUGCAUAUUUUGACAGUGCACGUCUAAGAGCUGCUGGCUUUGGAAAAGAUUUCAAAGAAAAUCCAAAUCUCAGGGAUAACUGGACGGAUGCUGAAGGAUAUUACCGUGUUAACAUAGGUGAAGUGCUAGAUAAACGUUACAAUGUGUAUGGUUACACUGGCCAAGGAGUUUUCAGUAAUGUGGUUAGAGCCAGAGAUAUGGCGAGAGCAAACCAAGAAGUGGCUGUGAAGAUCAUUAGAAACAAUGAACUUAUGCAAAAAACUGGUUUAAAAGAACUGGAAUUCUUGAAGAAACUCAAUGAUGCAGACCCUGAUGACAAAUUUCAUUGUCUACGUUUGUUCCGACAUUUUUACCAUAAGCAGCACCUUUGUCUAGUAUUUGAACCUCUGAGUAUGAACUUACGAGAAGUUCUAAAGAAAUAUGGAAAAGAUGUUGGUCUCCAUAUAAAAGCUGUGCGAUCCUAUAGUCAGCAGUUAUUCCUGGCCUUGAAACUUCUGAAAAGAUGCAACAUUUUACAUGCUGAUAUCAAACCAGAUAACAUUUUGGUGAACGAAUCAAAAACCAUUUUAAAACUUUGUGACUUUGGAUCAGCUUCACAUGUUGCUGACAAUGAUAUCACACCGUAUCUUGUUAGUCGAUUUUAUCGUGCUCCUGAAAUCAUUAUAGGCAAAAUCUAUGACUACGGUAUAGAUAUGUGGUCUGUAGGCUGUACAUUGUAUGAACUUUACACUGGGAAAAUAUUAUUUGCUGGGAAAACCAAUAAUCAUAUGUUGAAACUUGCUAUGGACCUCAAAGGAAAGAUGCCAAACAAGAUGAUCCGAAAAGGAGUGUUCAAAGAUCAGCACUUCGAUCAAAACCUCAACUUUAUGUACAUAGAGGUAGAUAAAGUAACAGAAAGGGAAAAAGUGACUGUGAUGAGCACCAUUAAUCCAACGAAGGACCUGCUUGCGGAUUUAAUUGGGUGCCAACGCCUCCCCGAAGAUCAGCGCAAAAAGGUUCACCAGUUGAAGGACUUGUUGGACCAGAUCCUCAUGUUAGACCCGGCUAAGCGGAUUAGUAUCAACCAGGCCCUACAGCAUGCCUUCAUCCAGGAGAAAAUUUAAAUCCAGCGAAGAUAUUCAAAGGGUUUGAAUAGUUAAUAUACAAAGACUGAUGAAGUUUCACUGCAAUUUAUAAAUGUACAUAUAACCUAUAAAUAAUUCCCCUGCAAAAUUGAGGAAGAAUGAUAUAUUUCAAUUAACACAAAGGUGGAUUAUUUCUUUUAGAAAUGUUAGAGUAAAUCUGUUUGUCUCUCGUGAAGAUUUUUUCCACUGUAGAAUUAUUUUAAUUGCCAAGACUGCACAGGAGUACAGUGCUAAAAAUAUAUAUGGUUGCAGGUCCUCUCAAAUAAUACACACAUGCGCACAUGGACUAUAUAUAUAUAUAUAUAUAAAAAAUCUGUGAUGAAAUAUCAGUAAGACUGGGUGGUGAUUUUGGUUUUUAGCAAAUUUGGCUUCAUUUUUGUCUCUGAAAAAUGGCCAGCAUAAAUGCUGUUUAUAUUACAUUUUCCUAGGUGUGUGCGUGCAGGCCACAGCAGCAUGCCCUUGGUGUAGUCAGUGCCGAAGGGGGUCUGUUCCUUCUUGAGCCUGCCCACAGGGAUGGUCUCCUCUUUUAAAGCAGGUUGCGUACAACUUUCAGUACACUGAAGGUAAGCUGAACCAUCAACAUCACUGGUGUUUAAGAUGUUAAUUGUACUGGAUCAACUGACAAACGAGAAUCGGUCACUGUAGCAGAAUUCCCUGCAUGUUUUAUAAAGGAGAUUACCUAUAUAUAAAUAUAUAUAAAUAUCUAUAUAUAUAUCUAUCUAUAUAUAUAUAUAUUAUUUUCUGGCAUUACAACUGUGGCAUAAUUCCAGCUUGUGUUUGAUCAUCACAUUCAAAGGAAAAAAAAGUGGAGGAGUGUGCACUUGAUGGAGAGAGCGCCUUCAGUGUACUGUUUAUAUUACUUUUUUUAAAAAUAUCAACUUGCUACAUAAGACUUUAUACCUUUUGUUAAAUACAGUUCACGAUGGCAUAAAACCAGUACUUAAGUCAUUUUCAUUUACUAACAAACAAAUGCUAAGCUCUGGUUCCAAAAGUCCUUAUCUCCUCUUGGCCAGAUAGAAAAGCACCACAAAUUUUUUUUUUAGCUAUUUGUAUGUCAUUUGAAAAUGUACUGCUUUAUGCUAAAGGUGUUUUCAUUUGUUCAUUGUUUUCAUUAUUUGUGAUCAUGUUGUCUUUCAAUACAGGCAUAAAACCUUCCACUCUUGAACAAAGCAGCUGCUUUUUAAAAGCGGUAAUUGCUUCUUUACCUUUUAUUUCUUUUGUAAAUGAAACUUUAAGAAAUGUGACUUUAAAGUGUUGUCUCUUGCAUAAAAUAGUUGACAUUCACUUAUUGUAAAGUGAAGAUUGUUCUGCUGCAUGUAAAGUGGACCAUGCAGAUUUCUGUAUGUUUUCGGUAUGCAUCAUUAGAUAAUAAAGUCUUUUGUGAACAAGGCAUUGGUAGCCCUUUUUAAAGCAUUUUUGUCUCCGGCGUUGCCGACUCAGGUAAAGCAUAAGAAGAACUUUCCUUUUUAAGAGACCUGUAAUUAAAACAAUUGCUAAAAGAGGCGAUCCCCUUUUAGACUAUUAAUUAUUGACAAUCCAAUGUAAAUAUUGUCCCAAGCUCCUUGCAGAUAAUUGUCUUCUGCUUUCAUUGUUAAGAAAUUUAUUCCUGUAGGUUAUUGAAUUAGAUGCAGGUUUUAACUAAUGUUUGUGCUGUUUUUCUUACUUUUCCUUUUUGAUGGUGCUGAGAGAGACAAAGGAAAGCAAGUCACAGGCCACUCAACGCCUACUCCAGGGGGUCUGGUUUGCUGAGACACCAUCUUCACCUUCCUAACAAGGUUAUUUCUGACAGCAUGUGUAGAUAAACAUUUAGCAACGACUUUAAAAAUAGUUUGUUCAUCAUGAGGAUACCCAACUGAAUCAAUUGUUUGCCAGCCCAAUAUUUUUUUUAUUAAAAGCAGUUCAUAAAGCAGAUGAUUCGUGUAUGUUGCCUAGCUAAAACUUAGAUGAUUUAUAAUAUUCCGAAGUUUAUAAGGAUUUUUAAAACCCAUAAAGGCAUGUACUUAAAGAGAAAUCAUAUUUAGUGCAGCCAAACCUAUUGUUUGCUGAUGGGAUGCUUCCUAGGAGCUGUUCCCUACUAGAAUGGAAUAAUAA
Molecule: messenger RNA, 5145 nt
Organism: Thamnophis sirtalis
Lineage: Eukaryota; Metazoa; Chordata; Lepidosauria; Squamata; Natricidae
Source: RefSeq, a predicted model, not a curated record